GUCGUACACUAGUACAACUGUAGCAGAGAGGCUGCACCUCUGCCGCCUAUAGUUCUGCUCAUCUUCUGGCGCCCAGCGACCACUACAGGAUUAGCAGUGGCUUGUCCUGUGGCUGCUUGCAUCAAAAGGCCUCAAGCUUCUAACGCCCCCGUCUAUCCCAUCCGCAGACUUCCACAUCCGUCGGUUCCUUUACCACUUCUUCUUUUCGCUGUUGCUUACCACCUGAACGUCAACCGCUAUUCUCAGUCGCUCACCUUUUCUCCUUCUAUCUUCCAUCCUCCCAUCCUUACAUGCAACCCUUCGGCACCGUUCUACCGACGACCUCUCCUCGCCGACUCUCCUCCAUUGUCCUCCUAGCCUUUGUCGCCGCUGCCUAUUAUCGAUUCACACCUCCCGACUACACUACUAGAACACACUCCUCGCGCGGCUGUGAUUACACCUACUCCUAGUACGAUCGCAAUCACGUAAAAGCACCAACAGGUGCCAUGCAGUCGUCACUUCCGUCCUGGAAGGACGCUGCAAUCACCAAGAAGCAUCUUCAACUACCAUGGCGGUCAAUACAGCUUCUGGUGCCACACCGGUUACGGCGCAAGUUGCGAUCAAAGCUACGCAAUCGACAGUCGCCCGCCUCGUCCAUUUCAUCCUUGCAAACGUCCUUCUCACCGGCUGAUACUCUACACUCCUUGCAAAAUCACAAGUGGACGGUCUACGAUGCACAAUGGCUAUUCCUUGCGGUCCUCGGGAUUUUCUCCCUGAGCAUCAUUGAGUCUCCAGGUCCGCUUGUUAAGACGACGGUCGCUACACUUCUGCUUGCCUCUCUGAUUUUCCCAAUAACGAGACAAUUCUUCCGGCCCUUUAUGCCUAUAGCAGCAUACUUGAUCUGGUUCUACUCGUGCAGAUUCAUUCCGCCUGAAUGGAGGCCUCCUAUCUGGGUCAAAGUCCUUCCUGCCCUCGAGAAUAUACUUUACGGAGCCAAUUUGAGCAACAUCCUUUCGGCGCACAAGAACACGGCUCUGGAUUUGCUGGCCUGGUUACCUUACGGUCUGGGCCAUUUUGGGGCUCCAUUUGUGUGCUCCGCAAUCAUGUUUAUCUGGGGACCGCCAACCACAGUCACGGUCUUUGGAUUCUCGUUCGGUUAUAUGAAUCUCAUCGGUGUUAUCACCCAAGUCCUGUUUCCCUGUUCCCCGCCGUGGUACGAGAACAUGUAUGGACUGGCGCCAGCAAAUUAUUCCAUGAAAGGUUCACCAGCCGGCCUGGCACGCAUCGAUGCAUUGCUGGGGUUUGACAUGUAUACUUCGGGUUUCACAGCAUCUCCGAUGGUGUUCGGGGCGUUUCCGUCUUUGCACGCGGCUACCUCGACUCUGGAAGCACUGUUCAUGAGCCACGUCUUUCCGAAACUCACCCCGCUGUUUGCCAUUUAUGUCGUGUGGCUGUGGUGGGCCACGAUGUACCUUUCACAUCACUAUGCCGUCGAUUUGGUGGCAGGCAGUAUGUUGGCGGGAGUUGUUUUCUUUAUUGCCAAAUCCAAAUUUCUUCCGCGCUUGCAACCGGACAAGAGGUAUCGAUGGGAUUAUGACUACAUCGAGGUCGGCGACGGCUACAGCGACUACGAGUACAACCUGGCCAGCCUGGCAGAACCGAGCGGCGACAGCGACGAGUGGACUAUCGGCUCCUCGUCUUCCAUCUCUUCGGGUUCAUUGAGCCCGAUCGAGGAGAGCCAGAACAUCUGGACCGGCGCGUAUUCAAAUCAUGAAAGAUGAUGAUAUUUCAGCACCGUUUUGGAACCUAGUUCCAUCUACCUUUCGUUGAGUUUCAGCAUUGUCAGCAACGGCGUUCACUGCAUGGCCCUUGUGACGCUUCACGGUCGAUAUCUGCAUUUAAGCGAAACCUUUGAGUUUUCAAAUAGACAUGGCGACGACCCUUGUCAUCACUGCCCCAGAAGGCCGCUUGUGGUCUGUCCAGAAAGUCCAGGCUGAGCCAGCACUCUGUCUGUUAUGAUCCUUUGAGGAUAUCAAAGGUCUCCCUGUGGGAAUGACGGGCUGGACGCUGCUUGGGCUCUCCACUCGACCGGUGUCUCGGUUGUCGGGGCUGACUGGACUUUCAUCAGACUUUCUCGCCGCAACAGCCACGGCUGUACAGCGAGAUAUUGUCUGGGGCAAUGGUUCAACAUUUUGUGUUCAAUAUGCCCGAAUAGUGUUACUCGGGAAUUUUUUUUUUUGUGGAAAUUUUUUUGUCUGUGAUUAGGCGGCUACCGUUUACCGUCUGGAUGACGCCGUUACAUUCGCUUCGUGUACAACAAUAUCGACAUGGUUAUGACCGAUACGCCAUUCGCUUAUGUCAACAUACAUUGGUUUUCAGAGGAUGUGGAUUUUUGGCUUGCAUAUGUCCAGGGAUAGGGCCUGGAGCACCGGAGGAAUGGGGGCGGACGUGACAGGUUGUCCUGGGCGCAAAGAAACCGGAGUGAUAUUUCAAAAAUCAAAGAACUGGCAGCUGGUGGAAGGAGCUCAGCCCAAGUCCAACCGGUCGGGGAACGAAUUCGUUCGGACUAGGCACUGAAGUCGAGGGCAUAUUUCGGCCGGCGUCUCAUACUCCCCGUUUCGAUCAAUUUACCCUAAUCAACGUGCGUUGAUUUGUCACAACACUACCGCGCAAGCCAGUCCACUGUUGAAUUGGUCGGCCCAUUAUGUCACCUGGGCGUCCGUUUCGGCAGGCGCUUAUGCUGUCAGACCUUGAGGCUUAGCACGAAAACCGGGAUGGAGCGAGCAUUGGACAAAGCGGGCGUUGCGAGGAGGAGUAAAGUGUGCGGUUAUCUGUCACGUCUUGGAUUGAACUGAACAGGACUGAAGUCAAUGGGAGGACCGACACAGGCUGACUCGACACACCUAAUCUGAUAAUACCAUAAUCAUAAUGAACCGUUAAACCUGGACAGCUUGAAGGUCUUCUCUGUGCAUGCAACUUGAAACCUUUUGUCAGUACAACGUACCAUUUAU
Exophiala dermatitidis NIH/UT8656 is the source of this 2990-nucleotide messenger RNA. RefSeq lists its product as uncharacterized. Lineage: Eukaryota; Fungi; Ascomycota; Eurotiomycetes; Chaetothyriales; Herpotrichiellaceae. Bases 486 to 1760 code for a protein of 424 amino acids. Gene Ontology annotation, cellular component: inositol phosphoceramide synthase complex. Gene Ontology annotation, molecular function: inositol phosphoceramide synthase activity. The transcript has 2 exons. The record is from RefSeq and is a predicted model, not a curated record. Gene Ontology annotation, biological process: sphingolipid biosynthetic process; inositol phosphoceramide metabolic process.